Messenger RNA from Athalia rosae (coleseed sawfly), 908 nucleotides. RefSeq lists its product as uncharacterized. The record is from RefSeq and is a predicted model, not a curated record. The coding region runs from base 42 to 707 and encodes 221 amino acids. NCBI's taxonomy places the organism in Eukaryota, Metazoa, Arthropoda, Insecta, Hymenoptera, Athaliidae. The transcript has 2 exons.
UUAUUUAGCAUCAUAGAGUUUCAAAACUUAGAUUACAGUCGAUGGCGUCAGGGCUCUUGAAAUCAAUUUUGUUACGGGAACAAAACAGUUUCACUAAUGGAAAAGGGUUUAAGGGCACGAGAUUAUUUGCGUUGAAGGACUCUCGUUGGUUUACUCAUGAAGAAUCCAAUUUAUUUGAAAAUGUACUCGAAUCUGGGUACAUAUUAGAAUUGCGGAUUUCUACUGUGGGGGACAGCCAAAUUAUUAGAAAGGAUGCGGGAACCACCUUGGAAUUUGGCAUUAUGCUAUGGAUGAACAAACCUGAUGGAGGGAAAAAGCAAGCUGUAGUGAUACACCUUGUCGAAUCAGGUAAAGAACGUAGAAAAUCAGGCCGAGAAAUAAGGUACAGUACUCUAGACAGUUUUUGGAUGAAUGGAACCGAGAUCCGAAUAAACAACAUGGAUGAACAUAAAGCAAAGUCUGAUAGCCUAUCAAUCAUUACUGAUCGGAUAAGCCGUGCAUCCAGAGGCUUUUACAAAUGGAACGACAGUUAUUCCUUUGUACAUUGGUGCCGUUAUGGCGCCCCGAUUCCUGGCGAAGGAAGUAGCAAGAAAAAGCAGCUACAACAGGCUGCGGUAUGUUGGGGAAGCAUAUCUGCCAGCGCAGGUGCACUAUUUUAUGUUUCAAGGCAUCAACGACAACAUCAUAAUGCUAAUCAGAAUGCAUAAUUUGCUGUCUUCUACACUCAUAAAGAAAGAUAAGAUAAUGCAAUGCUCUCGAAAACGUACAUAAGUGACAUUGCAAGAGCUAGAGAUUUGUAUAUUUAUCUUCAAGAUGAAUCAAAUAAUGGGAGAAUAGCUUUUCUAAAUAUUUAAUAGAAUUUUGAAAGUGUGAAUAAGAUUCUAAAUAAACAUUUCGUUUCAUCCUAA